CGGAAGGGCCGGGGCGAGCGGAGUCUUCGCUUCCUGCACCGGGGCGCUAGGGCUUGGGUGGAGGGGUGGUGAGGUCAGGGGUGUCGCAGUGAACUUCUCCGCGUUCUUCCUCCGCACCCCACCCCCGCCGCCCUCCCCGCCGAGGCCGUAGAGCUGAUCGGUGGCGGCGGCAGCGCACUGGGAGGCGUGGCAAGUGGCGCGCAGGCCUCGGCGCAGACCGGCUGCACCAUGGUCCAGCUCACUACUGUCCUGUGCAAAGCCUACCGCGGAGGCCAUUUAACCAUCCGCCUUGCCCUGAGUGGCUGUACCAACCGGCCUUUCUACCGCAUUGUGGCUGCUCACAACAAGUGUCCCAGGGAUGGCCGUUUCGUGGAGCAGCUGGGCUCCUAUGAUCCACUGCCCAACAGUCACGGAGAGAAAAUCGUUGCUCUCAACCUAGACCGGAUCCGGCAUUGGAUCGGCUGUGGGGCCCACCUCUCUAAGCCUGUGGAGAAGCUUCUGGGUCUUUCUGGCUUUUUCCCUCUGCAUCCCAUGAUGAUCACAAAUGCUGAGAGGCUGCGAAGGAAACGGGCACGCGAAGUCCUCUUAGCAUCUCAGAAAACAGAUACAGAGGCUACAGAAACAAAAAUGAGCUGACUUCAGUGAGCAGAGCAUUGGGGGAAAGGUCAACACUUAAAACACUUGUUCAGAGCUCUUAGUUUUAUUAGAUUUGGAGGUUAAUAAAUGGAGUUUCCUGAGUCACCCAUGCUCUUCUGGCCUGUCCUGAACUGGACUCAGGGAGAAAUUUGUUCUUUCUGACGUAGAGCUGGGUCUAGGUACUGAUUAGCUUUUUUACCCUUCAUCUGGGGUGUGUUGGAUUUUGGGUUGGGCCCUGGAUCUCUCAGACAACUUUACAGUCUGCUGCCUUCCAAUACUUCCCUGUUUGAAAGCCCCCAGCAAGUCUAUCCAUGGUCCAUCUGUGAAGUUCCUUCCUUAAUCAUCCCACUAGCUCAAGAACACAGUUACUCUUGUUUGACCCAUAAUAUCAAAUUUACAAAGGUAGAUUUUUUUAAUGAACUUUUAGGCUAUAAUAGCAUACUUUUUAAGAAUGAGAAACUGGAAGAAAGGUAAUACUGAAGAGUACGUUCAUACAUUCUUGACCCUUUACAAGUAAGGCUAUUCGUGAGGAUUAUUAGGUGUCAUGAAAGUGGGUAAAACUCCAUUUUAUUGAUGGGAGGCUGAGGUUCAGAUGUGGAAACUUGCCCAACGCCAUCUGUUUUCAUUUGGGCAGAGCUAAGAUUCAGACCCCAAUAUGCAUACCUGGAGAGCCCUUUCCAUUGUCUGCGGCAGGGUGGGUGUGAGAUGAGCAAAGAUGAGGAGCUUUUCAGAAGUCCACUUAAAAAGCCAGUGAUAGAAAUGAGGUUUAGGUGUCAUGAGUUUGGUAAUAUAAAUGACUGGCUGUGCCCCAAGUCCAAAAUGUCAUAUCUGCCUCACCAGAACUGCAGGACAAAAACAAUCAUGAUCAGAGGAUUUUAGUGCACACUCUGGGUAAUACACUUUCAAAUCUGGCAUAAGACUAGGAUAUAGAGUUUAUAGAGGGACACUAAAGCCCUAUCAGUGUACCAACUUACUUUGUUUUCUGGGUUUUAUAUAUUGAGAACAACCCUCAUUAUGGGGUCAAGUCUCUCCCAAGGUUGUCACUGGUUGGCCUCCCUUGCUUUGAGGGGAUUUUGAAGGCAGGGCAGGCUGAGAAGAACUGACUACCUGGAUUAGAUUGUGGAUCUGAUCAUGGAUCUGGGAAAGAAAAAUGCUAUGAAAACCAUGGGAACUCUGGAAGUUAAAGAUGAUAAUAUACUCUGGAGAGUUUAAGGUCUUUGGAUAAGCUUUAAUUGGUAGAGCAAAGAAGAAUGAUUAUGAAAAGUAUUGACCAGUAAAGGGAACUGCUGGGAAAUGGGUUAAGGUAAGGUAAUUAUUUUGAGCUAUUGAGUUUCUGCCAACUCAAGUAUUCACUUUGUUCCCUGGUCUAUCCUUACUCUGUGAUCUGUAUACACAUGCUUCCUGUGUGAGUGCAUCCUGUUCCUGAUAAUCCAGUUUUCUCUAGCUCUAGCCUUGCUCUAGAUUUCCUGACACAGUUUCUCACCAUCUCUUAGUUGAUAGCAUUAGUUUAUGUUGCUAUCAUCUCAAAUCCAACAUGCUCAAACCUAGCUCUUCAUUAAAAAAAAAAAAAAAAGCCUUUGCUUCAGCAGCUUUAUUUUUACUCAGAUGAGGGUUUGGGCCAUGUCAUCUUAACCAAAGUGAAAGGUGAUUAAGAACUGGAAGAUGAUUGGGAAUGAUUCUGUAAUAAAUGUUACAGUUUUUAAAA
Messenger RNA from Neomonachus schauinslandi (Hawaiian monk seal), 2341 nucleotides. It is a transcript of the gene MRPS16, whose product is annotated as mitochondrial ribosomal protein S16. The coding region runs from base 229 to 636 and encodes 135 amino acids. Gene Ontology annotation, molecular function: structural constituent of ribosome. The transcript is spliced from 3 exons. Lineage: Eukaryota; Metazoa; Chordata; Mammalia; Carnivora; Phocidae. Gene Ontology annotation, biological process: mitochondrial translation. The record is from RefSeq and is a predicted model, not a curated record. Gene Ontology annotation, cellular component: mitochondrial small ribosomal subunit; ribosome.